AUGAGUGGCGCACUUAUGUUGACUUUUACUUGUAGCAUGUUGCUAGAAAUAAAGUCCCAGUUUUCAGUUUCAGAAAUGAAGACGAUAAGAAGGAGACUGCACUUUAGCGAUGGUGUACUAGAUGAAUACAGUACCGAUGAAGAGUCCGCACCAAGUACACAAAUAGCCACUGUGAGUCCGAUUGAUUGUGCGCACUGUUGUAUCGAUACUGCGUCCAUGCCUUGGGGGGAAUGGGUGUUACAUCAAACUUGCGCAGGAGGAUACUCUGCACUCCAAUUCGUCGACUGGGCGGGCGAAAAGCUAGCCUGGGCGUUUGGAAUUACUAAGCCAAAGUUCAACGACAUGAUUGAAGAAUACGUGGCGUUAAAGUCCGCCAGAUUAGAGGAUAUAAAUCUCGUUGGAGAUAUGGAUGAUGAAAAUACCAUUAUUACUGAGGCCUUUAACACAGCCUGA
Messenger RNA from Protopolystoma xenopodis, 453 nucleotides. NCBI's taxonomy places the organism in Eukaryota, Metazoa, Platyhelminthes, Monogenea, Polystomatidea, Polystomatidae. The record is from the annotation of a GenBank genome assembly.